CUGACAAACACACAGAAAUAUAAGAUGUAGAAUGACUAAAAUCAGCAUAGAAGGAGAAGACCAGUGAUUCAAUGACAAGUCGAUGGUAGAGAACACAGUGACCACAGUGAGAGAAGUGCAUAGACAAUUUGACUGUCACAAACAGAUAGAGGGACUAUAGGGAACUAGAAAGGUACCAGGGUGGUGGACGAGAUAAUGACAUGCAGGUAGGCACACAGGCAAGGCAAGUAAACUUGUGGACAGAAAGUCUUUGACUGGUGCUAGGAAGGGUAUGUGUAGUUUGAAAUUCAGCAGGGGUUGUGCAGUAGGCACCUAGUGUACAAUUUGGUUUGACUCGAAAGUGUAUCAGUUGGCUUAAUUUAAUUAUUUAUUUAUUUCAAAUUUACUGUUAUUUCUAGAUUGGCAAUGGCCUGGUUGUUCACAUGCCUGCAUUCAUGAUGUCAUGUCUUUUACAGGGAGCUAUACUAACAACUGUUGCAGCUAAAAGGCUAAACAGUUUCACAUCACUGGUGGGACCUGGACUAUUGACAGGUAAAGGAUCUGAUCAAGAACAGAAGCCUGCAGGAAUAAAAGAAUCAGAGCUUUCUGCCAUAGAAGAAUCAUCAGCUGAAAUGCAGCAAGAUCAAAGAGCAGAAAUUGUGGAAUUUACAGAAAAGCUUCUUGAGGCGAUUACAACAGGAGAUUAUGAGACGUACAAGGAGAUGGUUGUCAUGGAUGUUUCAUGUUUUGAGAAUGAGACGUGUGGUGAGCUGGUGUCUGGGAUGGAGUUACAUCAAUUUCUAUUUGAUCAUGUAAAACGGCCAGAAAAGAUACGAAAUUACAUUUUACAUCCGAAAGUAGUAAUGUUGGGUGACCAGGGAGCAAUGAUUGCCUAUGUACGGCUGAUGCAAUUUAUUGACAAGUAAGAGAGUAAUUUCUAUGAGAAGUAGUACAGGUAGCUAAGUUGAAAGCAGGUUAUUACGUUGUUGACAUAGACAGACGGAUAUAACAGUGACUGAGACCUUAUUUGAUGUUCUUUAAUAUUAGUAGUAGUGGAGUCGGAGACUGAGUGUAGUAUGUAAAAAUGGUAGAUUUAGUAUGGAAUUUGUGGUCAAUAGGUUUUAUUUUAAUUAAUAUUAAAACUUUUAGCUUCUAGAACAGAGAAUGACCUAGAUGUUUAUGUAUAGUUGGACUCUAGGUAGAUCUUGUGUCUUGCUAGAAUCAUGUUUGAAAUAUAUGUAUUGACAGAC
Messenger RNA from Corticium candelabrum, 1229 nucleotides. Its product is annotated as calcium/calmodulin-dependent protein kinase type II delta chain-like. The transcript is spliced from 6 exons. The record is from RefSeq and is a predicted model, not a curated record. Bases 423 to 905 code for a protein of 160 amino acids. Lineage: Eukaryota; Metazoa; Porifera; Homoscleromorpha; Homosclerophorida; Plakinidae. Gene Ontology annotation, molecular function: calcium/calmodulin-dependent protein kinase activity; calmodulin binding. Gene Ontology annotation, biological process: protein phosphorylation.